AUGGAUUAUAUGGAUUAUGAAGAAGAACCUUCGGUUUGGGAAAAAAUAUCUAAGGAUGAUACAAAGCAGGCGCAAAUGCUAUCAUGGGAAACAAUUGGAAAAACCAAUUUACAACAAAAUAAUAUUUCUCCGUAUCUAUCAGAAUCAAAUAUAUCAACAUACGAAGCCGUUUACCAUGAACAUUUUCAUCAUCAAUUUACAUAUGGUAGUUUAGAUUUUAUUGUUCCGCAUGAGGUUAUGAUACAG
Molecule: messenger RNA, 246 nt
Organism: Dentiscutata erythropus
Lineage: Eukaryota; Fungi; Glomeromycota; Glomeromycetes; Diversisporales; Gigasporaceae
Source: the annotation of a GenBank genome assembly